GAGCAGCUCUUGAACGCAACGCAGGGGCUGCUUCUGAGCGGAGCACAGAGUGAAGCUCGGUGCUGCGACCACUGACAGCAAACAUCAGCUCAGCAUGGAGAGUCCUCCGGAGGCAGCAGCAGCAGCGGACUCGUCGGCCCGCAGCUUCUCCCAGGUGCUGUUCACCGACAUCCCUCCGUCAUAUCUGCCUUCAGCCCCCAUCACCUGCUGCUACACCCUCACCACUGCCUUCAAGCCCAGCCCCAGGGACUGGGUGGGCAUCUUUAAGGUGGGGUGGAGCUCAACAAAGGAUUAUCAUACCUUUGUCUGGGUGGAAACCAGUGCAGAUGCAGAACAACAAUCUUUGACCAGACAAGUUCUCUUCAAGGAAUACUACCUGCCCAAAGACGAGGUCGAGUUUUACCAGUUCUGCUACGUCGACGGCGGCGGUCAGGUGCGCGGAGCCAGCACUCCUUUCUGCUUCAGGAAUCCAGCGGAGCAAAGCAUGGAGAGCAGCCCGGAUGACGACCUGCUGGUCAUCACAACACAGGAACAGGUCGAACAGAGCGUCCGUGAGAAAGCCGAACUGCAGAAAGAGCUGGAUCUGAUAAAAGCUCAACAUGAAACCUUAAAAAGUGCCCUGCAGAAGGAGCAGCAAGAAGCCACCAACCUCAAGGAGCAGAAUGAUCAGAGAGAGAAAGAAAAGGCUGACCUGCUCAAAGAGUUGGAUCAAAUCAAAGAGCAAAACAUAAACCUAAGAAGCACUUUAGAGCUGCAGCAGGAAGAAAACAAGCAUUUGAAGGAGGAGAUGGUGAUCCAGCUGGCGAACCAGAUGCAGAUGCAGCAGCAGAGCGUCACUGAGCAGACGACCCAGAGCAUGAAUUCAGGCAGCGCAUCCAGGACAAAUGAGGACAAAUACGAUCGAGCUGUGAUGAAGAUCAACCAGCUGAAAGAGGAGCGCAAGGAGCUGAAGGAGAAGAUCGAAGUCCAAAGUGAGGAGAUUUCCAAGCUGAGCGCCAAACUCAGAGAAGAAGAACGGGACCUUUUCAAAACAAAAGACAGCAACCAGCUUCUGCAGGUCGACCUUCAGAGCAGCGAGAAAGAGAAGGACAAGCUCGCUGCAGAGCUGCAAAGGUUCCAAAGCCUCACGCAGAACAUGGACGAGGUGAAGCGGGAGAACCAGGAGCUGUGCAGGAGGCUGUCGCAGCAGGACUCGCUGCAGAACUCUCCAGACGACGAGCUGAAGGUGCGCUGUCAGACUCUUGUCAGGCAGCUACAGGAUGCUCAGGGGAAGCUGGAGGCUGAGAAGGAGGAGUCGAAGAACAACAACAGACGAGCUGAGUUCCUGGAGAAAGAACUGCAAGAAGUGAAGGAGCAGCUGAACAAUCUGAUCCCGGCAGUCGAGCAGGAACAGCGAAAACGUGGCAAACUUGAGCUGCAACUCAACGAGAUGGCUGAAGUGAUGACAGAUAAGGACAUCGUCAUCGAAGAGAAGGAACAAGGGAUCAGUCUUGUCAAAAUGGAGAAGGAAGAGCUGGAAAGAGAAAACCAGAAACUCAGAGACGAUAUCAAUGGGCUGCGCAGAGCUUACACUGACCUCCACGCACCUUCUGGCGACUCGACGUACAUGCGGCCUCACAGCACUUUGCCAGCCGGAGACGCCUCAGCAGCUCGUGACCAGCAGGAGAUGCCUCAACAGACCGAGCAGCUGUAUGAGCAAAUGGUGCCACAACAACAACAAGAAGAGGAAGAGGAGGAGCCGGCUCUGGUGUGUCGUCACUGCCAGGAGAGCUUCCCCGGCAUCACCCAAGGCGAACUCGAGCAGCACGAGCAGAGUCACCGAGUGUGUCCCUUCUGCACGAUGAUCUGCGACACCAUGGAGCAGUCGGUGUUCGAGGACCACGUCUACGGUCACGAGCUGUGAGGGCGGCGGCGUGCUCCGAAUACAAGAUGCGUCAAAGGUCCAUUUUACACCGUUACAGCAAAUCGCACACUUAUUGUUGACUGCUUUCCAAAGCGCUUUAGCUCCAAGCGUCUUAUUAUACGAGCUUGCGGAGACUUGAAACCUAACGGCGUCAUUUAAUCCAUCACAGUGAACAUCAUGUCCUCAUUUAUUUUGGUCAAAAGUUAUCUUAUCACUGCAGGGUAGUAAAUUUAAGAUUGUUUUGAAAGGUCUGCAAUGUGUGUUAGGUGUCAGGUGAUUUUUGUUUUUUUCUAUGAUACCCCCCAGUACAAAAAGCCUUUAUUGAUAUAUUUAAGAAGUUGUCAAAGCAGCUGUAGUUUGACAAAGCAAGCCUAUAACUGGCAGACGUCCAGCCAAGCGAUCAUUUUUUUCUGUUUACCAUCUAAUCAGAGGUAAUAAUCCAUUGCACACAUGUACUUCUUGUUCUGCCGUCCACUGUGUGUGUUAACAAUGCUGUAUUACUGAAUAUCAUAAUCUCAAUCAACUCUUCCAACAUCAGGUUUGUUUGGAAGAAACGUGUUUUGCCAAGUUAAGAGUGGAGUGGAGGUUUGUUUCCGGUAGGUAGCAAACUAAUGUAUCGGUGAGUAGAGCUCACUUUUUCCUUUAUUUAAAAAAAAAGAGGCACAAAUCUCAUUUAAAUUAGCAACGAUUGGAUUAAUAAAUAAGUAAACAAAGUUAUCAAUCUGGAUUUUCGUGCGAUAAACUUUGACCCUGACAUACAAAAAUAGUGAAAUUAAAAUGGAGUGUCAACAUUCAGAAUAACACAAACUCCAACACAUAGCUGGAACUUGAAAUGCCUUUGUUUCUUAUGUUUUAUAUUGUUGAUGAUUUUUAAAAAUUUUUCUUCAGUGUUUAUCAGUUAUUAUUGGUGAAAUGCACCAAUCAGGUUGAGAGAAGUGGUUGCAUCAGAGCUAAAGUCAUGCAUUUUUUAAAAAAAUAAAAUAAUGUAGGUUAUUGGAAUCAACAGAAAAUGCUAAAUAUCAGCUCCAAUAAUCGGCCAAAUCAAUAAUCGGUCAACCCCGACUAGAAACUAAGGCACACUUUGGAAAACAGUCAGCCAUAACGUAAACAUGAUUUGUCGCAAGUAGGUUUAAAACAUGCAAAAGCAGUAAUAUGGUCCUCAAAGGGGGUGAAGCGAUCAUUUAAAAUAAGAGUGACACCAUUUAAACAUAUUAACCAGUAUUUCUCAUUUACAGUGUAGCUCUGCAUUUAGCAUCUCUCAGAGGAAGUUCUGAAAUACUAUAACCAGGCAGACUGUCAAGUUUAUUUAACCAACCUGUGAUUAUUGUAAAAUGAAUGUCGGCUGCGGAAUGUACCAAGUGGAUUUAUGUGAAUAAUUAAUUGCAUUUAAAUGAAUAAUAAAAACACCACAAGGGA
Molecule: messenger RNA, 3319 nt
Organism: Stegastes partitus (bicolor damselfish)
Lineage: Eukaryota; Metazoa; Chordata; Actinopteri; Pomacentridae
Gene: calcoco2
Product: calcium binding and coiled-coil domain 2
Exons: 15
Coding region: 95-1903 (602 amino acids)
Source: RefSeq, a predicted model, not a curated record